AUGGUGAAUAUGAGUCAGUCCAUGGCCAAUAGCUUCUGGUUCGAUCAGGAUGUCGAUUUCUCUGCGUCAGCCUCUAUUGGUUUAUCGGGGGGAUUGUUGAUUCUUUGGAAAAAACAUGAAGUCGAGGUUAUAUGCAGUUUUAGGGGAGUGGGGUUUCUGGGCAUUAAAGUCGUUUGGAAGAAUCAUGUGUAUUACAUUAUUAAUGUGUACUCUUAUUGUGCGGGGGAAGACAAGAGGAUUUUAUGGAAUCGGUUACUGGAAUUGAAAGCUAUGUUCAAUGAUGGCGAUUGGGUGGUUGGGGGUGAUUUUAAUGCAGUGAAAAAUAGAGGAGAAAGAGUUGGGAGAUCGUUCUCUGCAAAUUCAGCAGAAUGGAGUUACGUUUCUGCCUUCAUUGAUGACAUGAAUUUAGUAGACGUCCCGUGCAAGAAGAAAAAGUUCAGUUGGUUUAGUGGAGACGGUCGCUCUAAGAGUAGAUUACACUGUUUCCUUGUUUCAGACUCUGUUAUUAAUAGAUGGGGUGUGGUGGGGCAGCGGAUUGAUGAUCGUGAUGUGUCGGAUCACUGUCCAGUUUGGUUGAUGGCGGACCAAAAGGAUUGGGGGCCUAAACCAUUCAAGUUUAACAAUGAGUGGUUUAGGGAUAAGGAGUUUCAUAUUUUCGUGGAAAAGGAAUGGAAAGACCUAAAUGUUUCAGGGAGAGGCGAUUUUGUGCUGAAGGAAAAAAUGCGUUUGCUGAAGCCGAGACUUAGAUGGUGGAAUAGCAACGUUUUCAGAAGGAUUGAUUUGGACAUAGAGAAUGAUGUUAACGUAAUCAAUAGGGUGGAUGAAGUAGAAGGGCCUGACGAGAAUGAUCUAGACAGCCGUAAUAGAAGCACGAGCAGUAAGUACUUUCAUAGAGUUAUGAAGCAAAGACUCCGGAGAAACCACAUAGACGGUAUGAUCAUCAACAGAGACAUGGAGGAGUCGGUGGAUAACGUCAAAAGAGGAGUUGUUCAGCAUUUUGCUAAGAGGUUUGUGGAGGAGGUUCCUGUGAGGUCUGUUUUGGAAGGUGUUGUUUUCAAGAGUCUUAGUAUUGAAGACAGAAUUUGGGUUGAAUUAAGGUUCACUGAGGUGGAGGUCAAGGAAGCAAUAUGGAAUUGUGAUGGUUCAAAAUCCCCGGGUCCCGAUGGUUACUCCAUCUUGUUCAUAAAGUGGUGCUGGUCGUUUAUCAAGGAAGAUAUUAUGUCUUGCUUUGGUGAUUUUCACACUGGGGCUGUUUUGUCUAAAUCGAUUACUUCGUCUUUUCUCGCUCUAAUUCCUAAGAAGAACAACCCUAUGGACUUAGACGACUUUAGACCAAUAUGCUUGGUUGGAUGCAUACACAAAAUUUUAUCAAAGGUGUUAGCGGGAAGGUUGAAGAAGAUUGUUGGAGGGGUUAUUUCUAAUAGCUAA
Messenger RNA from Vicia villosa (hairy vetch), 1428 nucleotides. RefSeq lists its product as uncharacterized. NCBI's taxonomy places the organism in Eukaryota, Viridiplantae, Streptophyta, Magnoliopsida, Fabales, Fabaceae. Bases 1 to 1428 code for a protein of 475 amino acids. The transcript has 2 exons. The record is from RefSeq and is a predicted model, not a curated record.